CAUUUUAGGCCCUAUUCUACGUCGAUCAGCUUUACCUAAAGACACGAAAACGUCUCCUGAAUUAAAUGGGUCACCAGAAUCUCAAAGAGCACUAGUGAACACAUCCCCAGGUUCUCGUAUGCAACCCCGAUCUCGCAGGAAACCGCCCACAGGUUUGUUAAUACCUCAAGUGUCAAUAACCCAAAUAUGAUUUUCGUUUCGAUUUGUAUAAUAUUUGGCUCAUUCCAAAAAGAAAUGUAAUAUACCCAUGUCUUUAUAGUACAAAACCUCAUCUUGGUCGACUUUCCCAUCUUGGUCGACUUUCCCAUUUAAUGUCAAUAGAUGAAUUGCAAAUUAGUUUUGCUUUGUUUUUGCCGCGAAAAUUCAUCGAAUGACAUUAUAUUCUGAUUGGCUAAUCGAAAUUCUGAUUGGCUAAUCAGUCAUCAGGGGUUUCCCAAUUAUAUUCCCUGUAGUCCCUGUGGUUUUAGAUGAGUUCAAAAUAGCGGCCUUAGUAUAGAAGGGAGUAUUGACGAAGUUUUUUGUAAAGUGAUUAGCGAUAUUCAGUUGGCGACUGACCACUGUAUUCAACUGAAAGAGGAGCAAUAUAAAGCAGUUCGGGACCUUUUAGAAGGAAAAGAUGUUUUUGCUGUAUUACCGACAGGUUAUGGCAAAAGUUUGAUUUACCAAGCUUUCGUACGAGCGCGUGAUUAUCAAACGUCAGGGAAAGCAGCUAUUAUUGUAAUAUCCCCAUUGAAUAGCAUUUAUAUUUUAAGACCAGCUAAAAGAUAUGGAACGGCAAUGUUUCUCGUCCGUGGAUGCUUAAAUCACUAUAAUUACUAUAAUCACGAUAGUCCAUACGCUAUAAUCACUUUCAACUUAGCCUAUUCGCUAUCCUUUUAAAUUGAUCGAGAAAGUUGCUUCGAUUUGCUGUCGUAAGUGUCGUUGUUGUUAACAACUUGUCCUGCGAUGGGGAAUCUCGUUCUUCUGUGUCGAGGAAAAGACUUUCUAGUACUAGAUUUGACACACACAUUUCUUUACACUUUCGUUGUGUGAUUUCUUGGCAACUGCCGUUUGCUUCUCUCGCUCAGAUCGUCUGAAACCGUAUCGUUUUGUUCUUUAAUUAUCGUUCUUCCUUUACAAAUUUAUAUAGUUCAGCAGCGUUCCUUAUUUUCCUUACAAAGUUUACACACUCGAUCCGAUAAAGUUCGUUCUCUUGCUCAAAACUCUCUAUUAACUCCCAGACGAAGAGCCUUCUCUUAAAUGUCGAAGUUUGUUCUUAUUCGUCAGAUGGUUGCAUCCACUGGUUGCAUCCUACAUUCAACAGUCAUCAUAAUCCUUGCUACAUGCACUCAGUGGCUAUUUCUAGAAAAGCCAUAUAUACCUUAUAUAUACUUCAAUCUUAAUUAAUACAAUAUUCAAUACAGUAUAUACUUCAAUCUUAAUUAAUACAAUAAUUUAUAUACUUCAAUACAACAUAUACUUCAAUCUUUGUGAUUGAAUCUGAUGUUUAUUUAUUGCUGCUGACAGAUGUGGCAGAAAGAGGUAAUCUGGAUACAAGUUCUCAAAGCAGUCAGGAUGAUCUUGACGCAGACGAUAUGAACGAUAAAGGUUUGCCAGCGUUUUUGCCUAAAAUUCAUAAACAAUUUAGCUGAUUUAAAAUAUAUGUUAUCCCUAAAAUGUUAUCCCUCACACGCAUAUCAGAAUCUAAUGUAUAUUUCGAGUAGUUUGGGUGUGAAAUAUUAGUUAGGAAAUUAGGGAACGAAAAUUGCAUUGAAAUGUCUGCUCAGUCAAUCGAUUUCCACAGUUCAAGAAUAGAAAACAUUCGUAAACACCGUAUUCCAUUCUAAACGCAAAUUAUUUACUAGCUAUAUGCAAGAACAACACUAGACUUGUCAGUUUGUGAAAGUAUAAAACGUAAUGUUUGUUCCGUAGGUCCUACCGUGAGACGUUCAGCACUUGCCUUACCUAAACCAUCAUCUGAAGGUCUAUCUAAACAACUGUGGUAUGCAGGACCUAUCAGUCAAAUGAACAAACAAAAAUCGAAACCUGAUUCAACAGGUAAAUUUAUUUUUUAAAGUGAGAGCGUAAAUCCUGGAUGAUAUAUUUUAGAUGGUACUUUAAAUAAUAAUUUCAAAAUAAUUCUUGAAUAAAAUACAAAAGAAAUUAUUAUCUGUAAAUCGGUUAAAGAAUCGUCCUGAUUUACAUAAACUUUAGCUUCGAUUUUCUUGGCUAAAACAAACCAUAUCGUUAAAAUAGUUGGUAAACUUGAUUACUUAAAGGGUAUCAAGGCCGGCGAGAGCCAACCACGGGCCCCGGGACAAAAUGACGAUUGGUGAACGCGGACCCCAUGUCCCUCUCGACUCUCCCUCUGGCUAUUUUUAAUCGCAAUCAACGAGAGAAUUACUUGCAAGAAAUCGCCGCAUAACUGAUAAAAACGCAAUGUGAACGAUGUUCAGCUAACUGUUUUUGCUGAGAAAACGAUCGAAAAAUCGUUUAUUUCACAUUUGGUACGUUUUACGAUCGAUCACGACGAUCAGCGGAUAGUGUGCAAGUAGGCGUAUUUCAUUUAGGACAAACAUAAAACAAUGAUAACGAUACGAACAUUUUACCGAGAUUUCCGGGCCCCUCUGCAUGAGUACUCCAGGCCCCAGGUAUUUCCUCGCCGGCCCUUAGGGUAUUAGCAACAAAGUUUCAGUGUAUUUGAAUUGAAAGAACUUCUUAAACUGUAGAAUAUAUCUUUACUGUAUAUUUCAGUUAUUUGAUAUGUAAAUAAGAUGAUGUCACAAGCUAUAGGUAAACUUUUGACAGUCCACAAGACUCUAAAAACUUCAUUUUUUGUAUGCAGGAUUAACGAAUGGAAUUAUCAAUAUAGACUUGAAUGAUUUCAUCAACUUCGAACAGUCAGCUUUAUGAUUUUGGCGUGACUACAUCUUUGAAAAUAUUUUACCAGCUUGUGACGUCAUAGAUUUAUUUCAUUUGCAUAAUAGACAAAGCUAAAAUAUCUCAAGAGUAAAAGAACUUAUUUUACAGUUUAACCAGUAAGUAGUAAGCAGUUCUUUCUAUCUAAACAAACUCUACUUUCAUUGCCAUAGCCCUUGAAUUAAGGUAAAUGUAAAGCAUUCGCAUCCGAUCUGUGUCUGGUCUUCAGUACGCCUUUUGAAUCACAUACAGAUCGGCUGUUCAUGCCUUAUAUAUUACGUACAGGGACGCCAACAGAGGGCUGUGCAGUGGUCAAGCGGGACAAAACUGCCCUUUCAAUAUAAAACAAAAAUUUAUAUACCUGAUUACCUUAAGUUAACAAGUUAAUAACGCUAAAUAUGGUACAAAUGAAAUGGUGUGUUUGCAUGAUUCUUGAUUACGGUAGUGAAUAAGACGCAACUCUCCAGAAAAUACCAUUUUGGUAACUCUCCAAAAUACCAUUUUGGUAACUCGCAACUCUCCAGAAAAUACCAUUGAAGGUAAAGUUCCAAUUCAGAUAAAAUCUAAUGACACCCUCGCACUCUAACGAAAACUUUUCCUGGAAAGUGUUGAAAUGAUGCGGUAAUGACGUUAGUAAUCUGUACUUGAUUGCUAUGAUCACACUAUUAGGUCAUGUACGUGGCUCCAACAUGAGAUAGCUUCUAUGAAAUAAAUGAUUCCGUCUUUUAUUUGAAGUUAAAAUUAAGUCCUUUUCUUCGAAAAACACAAAUUGAAGAAUUACUAGAACGAAAAAUAAAUACUGGAACUUUCCAUGUUUAUCAUGUUGCACCCUGCACGCUUUGUCGCGUCUUGUCACCACGCCCCCUUUAAGAGUCCCCCUUGUUAUCAUUUCAGUCCUACACCACUGAUUUAGUCAAAAUAAUGUGAAGAAUUUGAACGUCAUAUCAAUGUUAUAUUAGAUAUAGUAUUUGCACCUACUGUAUAAGUAAAAACUGUGUUGACCUAUAUAUAAUUAUGUUAAUGUUUGCUGUUAUACUUUUCUGUAACCACAGAUAUUUAUAAAAAUGGACAAAUAGGUAUUUCUAAAAAGUAAUGUAAUAUCACUAUUUAUAGUAUAGGAUUUGUAAACUCUGAACGCUGAUUGGCUAAGCGCCUUGUUGACAUAUCUCAAUAUCAACAUGGAAAAUUUCUUUCUUUAUAUUUCUUUGUGCAAAAUUAUAAAAAAAUAUAAAACAUUUUUUUCGUAUUGAUAUAUAGUUAUAUCAACACUCGUGGAAAUUGGGAAAACUCGAAAUUGUGUGAGGUGAAAACACUCUGCCCAUUGGGCGUCGUGUUUUCAUACAAUUUCUCGUUUUCCCAAUUCGCACUCGUGUUGAUAUAACUGUAUAUCAACACGGAAAAUGUUUUAUAUUUGUUAAAUCUCCUGUUUUUCUCUGUUCAGUUGCACGAAGAUCAGUUUCACCAAGUUCUGAUAGAAGAAAUAAGCUUCAACCCAGAUCACCAGGCGCUGGAUCUGGAAGUAUGUUUUCCUUUUUUUCCUUUCACAUAUAUCUUAACAAAUUUAUAUGUUAAAUAUUUAUCAUUAUGAAAUCAACAAUGCGAUCAUUCUCGUACCCAGAGCCCUUCUUACGCGCGGUGCGACGAGGGGCUCUGGCCAAAUCCAAAACCGGAUACCAUAAAAACAUGGUAGAAGAAUAUAUCCGGUAUUAGAACAAUAACCUUCGUUGUAGCCAAUCAGAUGCCAGUUUGAUAUGGAUUUGGCCGAGCCCCUCGUCGCACCGCGCGUAAAAAGGGCUCUGGGUACGAGAAUGCAAUGCGAUCGUUUACGUCUAUACUCGAAUUCAAGAUAUUUGGGGAGCCUGGGGCAGAAUAUUCCCAAAACGUAAUUAAUCCUUCUGAUAGAAGAAACAAACUGAUGUUUGAGAGACGGCCCCUCCACGGGAUUCCUAUCUUCAAAAGGCCAAACAGAAGCUCAGAUUUGUGGUGAGGUCCCAACUUGAAAAAGUCAGCUCUACUCUGGAAACCCCACUCAAAUGGGAGCUCCAGUCAAGUUGUACCGCCGUAUUUAGAGUUUAGAGUGCUUCCAUCGAUCAAAUCAGUAAAAAGUAUUCAGAACGUAAUGAUCACCCAAACAUCAAGAACCUGCAACAAAUGUCGAGCCCUGUCUGCUACGGAUGUCAUCGAAAUGUGGAACCACCAAGAACCCUAACGACAGACAAACCCUAAAACAUUCCUUUCUCCUCCCAAAAACCUUCUCAUAUUUUUCUUGCAAAUGUUUUAUUUCUACAGAUCCGAAGUAAAGCGUUUCAUCUCUUGGUCAGCAUGAAAUAUUGUGUGUAUCUUAUGCCGAACCAUCAGUGCCAUAUUUAAAUUCAUAACGUUUACCCUUCCUGGCAAGGCUUAAUCUAGUGCGGAGACGCGGCAAGAAAGAGCCUUAAAUUUUACACUUUUGGUUAUAACGACUAAAACUAUGAUCUACCAUUAUCAACAAACAAGGCCCUGGCCCCCAACUCAGCAGGGCCCCCCAAAGCGACCAAGGCCCUUAAAACAAUAUAUAAUAAAGCAUAAUAUACUAUAAAACACCCGUUUAACAAUUGCAAAGUCAUAGGGGCCCCUUGGAAGAUUUUAUGAAGUCAUAGGGCCCCCGGGAAAGCUUUGCCCCGAACCCCGGGAACCUCUCGUUCGCCCUGUCAACAAAGACGGAGACAGGAGUAAAAUAUAGACGAUAGUGACCGUCUUUUCGUAGCGUCCUCGUACUAGAUUGGUUUUGUAAAAUGAAUGCACAUUCAAACAAUACAAACCACUUUGCUUUACUUGACAGUUGCUGCGCGAAGGACAGCUGGAUCUCGAGGUAGCAUGGAAGAUUUACUGGACGCAGAUGACAGCGCACGUAUGUACACAUUUAUUUGUUCUGCUUCAGUAGUUCUUUCACUUUUUGCACGGCAACCAGGGUACUUCUUUAUGAAGUACUUGAAGUUCUUUGUUUGCAUGGUAUUAAAAUGUAAUUGAUUUGUUUGUGUGAGAAACAUCACUUUAUUAUGAUAAAAAUUCGGACUUGCGAAUCGGCAUUUUUCCAAAUUAAAAAGCCAUGGUGCUCUUUUUUGCAAUAAAUGUGAUAAACAAUAACAGCACGACGUUUUAUGAUGCGCCUAAUGGUAUACAUGAAACUAGUUGAAACUAGUAGGCCAACUGAACCAGUGUAAUUAUUUUUGUAACUCCACUGCAUUGCAUGCAAUUACUGGAGUGUUCUGCAGCAUAUGUUCUGCAGUGCAAUUAACAAAAGAAGAGCAGAACUUGGAAAGUAGACAAGAAAACUCAACAUGGUGGCAGCAAUGUAAAUUUACUGUACGUUCACUUUCGUUUGAAAAUCCUGCGUGAACACAAAAAUUUAAACGCACAAUAAUAAUUUUUUUUAUUUAUUCUCAGUUAUAAAUAUGAACAAUGUAUGCUCCCUUUUUUACCAUUGAAAGCAAAGGCUUGAAUUAUCAAAAUGGCAAUAAAAUUUCGGUUAUUCUGAGCUUUUGAAGCCCCACUUGCAUUUCAUUGCCGUGGCAAGCUAGCAAUGUCCGAUUAGGCUAUUUUCUAGAUCGGCUAGCGCCCAUUCUCGUAUCCAGAGCCCUUCUUACGCGCGGUGCGACGAGGGGCUCUGGCCGAAUCCAUAACCGGAUACCAUAAAAACAUGGUAAUAGAAUUUAUUAUAUACACAAGGUCUGGAUACGAGGUAUUCUGCAAUCUGAUUGGUUCUCUACUAGCAGGAUAUUAGCUCAUAUCCUGCUAGUAGAGAAAAACAAAAUGGCGGCCAAACUGAAUUUACGAUGUUUUGCAAACGAGAAAACGGCAAGUUGUCGCUUUUUAUAGCCUUCACAGGAUUAAAAACACAAUGAAAAAACUCCCACAAUUUGUUUUCAGGUUAGCAAAUAAAUUUUUAAAAUUUAAAAUUGUUAAAAAUAUAUAUUUUUGAAAAAAUAAUCGGCCGAAAGAGCGAAGAUAAAAACAUAAACAAAAUAGAAAAAUAUUGAAAAUAUCCGAAUUCAGAUUUCAAAUAUCUGAAUUCAGACCUUGUGUAUAUAAUAAAACAGUUAUUCCACUCACUCUCGUCGAAUAUGAGCGAUAGCCGAUUCGGCGCUACCCGCCUCAUCGGCUAUCAGCUCAUAUUCGACUCGAGUAAUAACUGUUAAAUAUCCGGUAUUAGAACAAUAACCUUCGUUGUGGCCAAUCAGAUGCCAGUUUGAUAUGGAUUUGGCCAGAGCCCCUCGUCGCGCUCCGUUUACCGCGCGUAAGAAGGACUCUGGGUACAAGAAUGGGCUAGCGCCUUAACCGACUCUUACGCUUUUUCAUGAUCUUCCAACUUCCCGCGUGCUCAGUAACUCGAUUGAGCACACCAAAUCAUGAAAAAAUUCUUAAAUAUGGACCUCACCAUCAAUAAAACGAUACACUAAUUUGUGAAUACUAUAGUUCAUUCUGGCUCAUACCAAUCAACGGAAAGUUUAAAAAAGCUUGAAAAAGCGAACACAUUUGGAUGAUGUCAGCUUAAUAGGGGUUCGACUGCAGUAUUAAUCGGGCCACUGUAAAGAAACAAAUUGUUUCCUUGAAAACCAUAAUGUUUUCCAACAAAUCUUGUAAUUUUUGUUGCUGCAACAAUAUUUCCUAGUUUGCGGAAUGCGCUCAAAAAGAUCAUCCAUUUUGUAAACACAAAACUGGUCUUCGUACAACCCGCCCCAAUAUUCUCAUAGUUAUUUGAUGUUAUUAUUAUUAAAACUUUAAAGAGGGAAACAGGUGGUUCUGCUUAAGAACUGAUAUGUCUGCCCCUCAUGUUACAAUCAUUUCAUGUCUCUUCCGUUCCCACUAUUUUCAGCGAUUCAACGGAGAAGUUUACCCCAAGUUCCAACGGAUACAGUAGGCGUAAGGUCUCGUGCUGCUAAAUCAGAUGAAGGAAUCGGCAACAGAACACAACUUAAAGGAAAAAGCAAGGCCCAAAACCUUCAACAACCACAAGGAAAUGUUGUUGCUCGACGCUCGAAACUCACCACACCGUCUUUAAAUUCGCCCAAGGGUGUGGUUGCAAGGUGA
Messenger RNA from Paramuricea clavata, 7968 nucleotides. The record is from the annotation of a GenBank genome assembly. Lineage: Eukaryota; Metazoa; Cnidaria; Anthozoa; Malacalcyonacea; Plexauridae.